Bactrocera tryoni is the source of this 871-nucleotide messenger RNA. Its product is annotated as antigen 5 like allergen Cul n 1-like. Lineage: Eukaryota; Metazoa; Arthropoda; Insecta; Diptera; Tephritidae. The coding region runs from base 1 to 768 and encodes 255 amino acids. The transcript is spliced from 3 exons. The record is from RefSeq and is a predicted model, not a curated record.
AUGGAGCUGAAAUUUCUGUUACUCGUAUCCUUCAUAGCGGUGCUACAAAUCGUGUACGCUCAGGAUUACUGUGAUUCGUCUUACUGUAGAUCCGGCACGCACAUUGCAUGCAACAACAGUGGGGCAUUCGCAGCGUCUUGCCUAAGUCCAGCCUUGGUCAGCUUUACACAGGCGCAAAAGAACUCGAUCAUCGCUUCCCACAAUGCCAAACGUAACACCGUGGCUGGCGGCAAGACAGCGCUGAGUCCAGCCUGUCGCAUGGCCACCAUGCAGUGGGACGACGAAUUGGCCACACUGGCGGCACUGAAUGUCAAACAAUGUCAGAUGAAGCAUGACGCCUGUCACAAUACAGCGGACUUCGACUACUCCGGACAGAAUUUGGCGUGGAUUACAUUCUAUAACACGCCGAAUACUACACAAUUGUCAUUGAAAUCUGUGGAUAUGUGGUAUAAUGAGAUUAAUAACACCAAAAUGGAGUAUAUAAAUGCGUAUCCGAGAAAUUAUUCAGGCCCCGAAAUCGGACAUUUCACCGUUAUGGUGGCAGAUCGUAAUAUUCGCUUAGGCUGCGCUGCUUCCACCUACAACGUAACGGGUCAACAAUAUAAAGCAUUCUUGUUCGCCUGUAAUUAUGCAACAACAAAUAUAAUAGGCGUCCCAAUUUAUAAGAGUUGUUCGGUAGCAGCUACGAAUUGCACGACUGGUAAAAAUCCGUCAUACACUAGCCUUUGUUCGGUCGCGGAGGAGUAUGAUGUUAACACAUUUGUUUAAAAGCGUGUAAUUCAUAAUGGAAUUCCAGUUUUCUUAUGUUUAAUAAGUCGAUAAAGGUUAGGUUAAUAUAUAAUUAAUAUGCAAUACAUGGAAUUAUAAAGUG